Colius striatus (speckled mousebird) is the source of this 436-nucleotide messenger RNA. Its product is annotated as antimicrobial peptide THP2. The record is from RefSeq and is a predicted model, not a curated record. The transcript is spliced from 4 exons. Gene Ontology annotation, biological process: defense response. The coding region runs from base 79 to 273 and encodes 64 amino acids. Gene Ontology annotation, cellular component: extracellular region. Lineage: Eukaryota; Metazoa; Chordata; Aves; Coliiformes; Coliidae.
UGGAGGGAAGGAACCAAAAGUAAGUCCUGUCUGUCUUCUCAGCUCACCUGAUACCUGCAACACAGCAAAUCUGCAGUCAUGAAGAUCCUUUACCUGCUCUUUUCUCUCUUCUUCUUGGCACUCCAGGUCUCUCCAGGUUUAUCUUCACCCCAUCGGAAAAUGUUUCUCUGUCGAAACGGGUCCUGUCAUUUUGGAAGAUGUCCCAUCCACCUGGUUAGAGUUGGAAGUUGCUUUGGGUUCCGCUCCUGCUGUAAAUCGCCAUGGCAGAUAUAAAAACUUCAUGGACUGUCCAUUCAAGAGCAAUGAAAAUAGGAAUUUAUUUUGAAUCUCCACAUUGCAAAGACCAUCUGAUCCUGCUACAAAGCCUCAUGUGCCUUUCGUUUUUAAUGCAAAAAGCCUUAUGAUGUAGAGUAAAUCCAAAUGUAUUCAGCACUGC